AUGGUAGAUCUACCUCAACAAAGAGCCACCCCAUCCCGGCCUUUCACUCACACCGGUGUAGACUUUACUGGUCAUGUGGAGAUCAAGCUAAACAAAGGGAGAGGAGUCAAAACGUCGAAGGGCUACGUGGUUGUCUUCGUGUGCAUGGCUACUAAGGCUGUGCAUCUUGAACUCGCGUCGGAUUUAACCUCGGAAACUUUCCUUGCUGCCUUUCAACGAAUGUGUGCCAGACGUGGCACACCGAAACACGUAUACUCCGAUUGUGGAACUAAUUUUAUCGGAGCAUCAAAGAUAUUACGUAACGAAUUCGAGUACUUUCAACAAGAACUAUCGCCGGAAUUCUUCACUGAAAUAGCAAAAAUGGAAGUGGAAUGGUAUUUCAAUGCUCCCGGAUGGCCGAGUGCAGGUGGCUUAUGGGAGGCGGCCGUCAAAGCCAUGAAACAUCAUCUGCGUCGCGUACUGGGUGAUCAGAAACUGACAUUCGAAGAGUUCACUACUCUAUUAGCAAAAAUUGAAGCAUGUUUGAACUCGCGACCACUUUGCCCACUCACUGAAGACCCCAAAGAAUUCCAAAAUUACUUGACACCCGGGCAUUUUCUUACCGGUAGUGCCACCUUAUCACUUCCGGUAGGCGACUACAGUGUUGUCAAAAUAUCGAUUUACGUCAACGUUGGCAGCUAA
This is a messenger RNA of Trichoplusia ni (cabbage looper), 681 nucleotides long. RefSeq lists its product as uncharacterized. Bases 1 to 681 code for a protein of 226 amino acids. Gene Ontology annotation, molecular function: nucleic acid binding. Gene Ontology annotation, biological process: DNA integration. NCBI's taxonomy places the organism in Eukaryota, Metazoa, Arthropoda, Insecta, Lepidoptera, Noctuidae. The transcript has a single exon. The record is from RefSeq and is a predicted model, not a curated record.